AAACUCAUCUGAUAAAAUACAACGAGAGCUGGAGGAAUCAAAGACACCGACUACACGGUCCUCCCUUAUCGCUCGAGCAGCACCACCGAUCCCGCAGCACGCCUCCAGCUCUGUUUUUUUUUUUUUUUUAAUCAAAGCACGCAAACAAUAGCGGCUGAAAAGGAUCGAGAGGAAUAUAUCACCCGCUUAUAACAGAACAAUGAACGCGGGCUGAUUUCUCAGGAGUCAGUCAGUCAGAGAGGUUUGGAACAACAUGAGGGGACAGACGAACUGUUUGAGGAUAAAUGGGUUCAAGGAAAUAUGAACUACAGUGAGGCCUCCUGCUGACCCUUCUCCAGUUGGGUCUGGAGUGCAGCGGCGUGUGGCCGAGAGGACUUCUGAAAGAUGAAGUCCAGUCUGAAACAGUGGCGACGGCUGGCCCUCGGCCUCAUGCUGGUCUGGGUGCUGCUGUUCCUGGCGUUCCUCUCCUACUUCAUGGAGUCCCGAGUGGACGACCCACACUCAGCGGCCGCCCUCUCCUAUACGGACACACGCCGCCUGACCUCGUUGCAGGGCAACCCCCGCACCAUUAUGGCCACCCAUUUGGUGCUUGGCACCUCUUCAACCCCCCCAGUCUCCAGCAAUACCCAACAGGAGCAAAGCCUGGAGGAAAAUCCCAGCGCCGACCCCCAGCCCAGUCCGCUCAGCCAGGAGGCCUACCCCUAUCCCGACCCUCAGAGCCUGGCGGCCUGGUCUGCAUUUGGCACCCAGGACCUGGGCUCCAGAUCAGCCGCUGUGAGUCGCAUCCGUGAGAGACAAGAGUAUAAUCAAGAUUCCCGACAACAGGAUGAAGAAGAGGACGAGGAAGAGGUGGUGGGAGGGGAAGAGGAAGAUGAGGAGGAGGCAGAUGACAGCAGGAGGAGGACGACUAAACGGGUGGCUAGGCAUGAAGACUCUGACCCGGAUGAGUACUACGUUCCCAGGUCAAAAUCUGUCGUGCGCAGCCUGUGGAAAGGGAGUUUGUCCGUGGGCAUGCUUAGUCCUCGCUUGCAGACUGCUAUGAAAGACUAUCUGAAUAAUAAUAAACACGGCGUGGCCUACAGGGGGCACCGGAAGGCACAACAGAGCGGCCAACAGGUAUUGUGUGAGCUGAAGAAGGGGGAGAAGGUUCGAACUUUGGAUGGGGCUGAGAUGCCUUUCUUCAAAUUAGGCUGGCAGAAGAUUGUACCUGCCUUACCUUUAAGCCAGCUGUAUGGGCCUGGCUUCCAGACCUGCGCUGUGGUCACCUCUGCUGGAGCAAUGCUUCACUCGGGACUUGGCAAGGAGAUUGACUCCCAUGAUGCAGUGCUGCGCUUUAAUACAGCUCCUACAGAGGGUUAUGAAAGAGACGUUGGGAAUAAAACCACAAUACGCAUCAUCAACUCUCAGAUCCUUGCGCAUCCCAAGCAUCAGUUCAACACAAGCUCAUUGUAUAAGAAUGUAACGCUGGUGGCAUGGGAUCCCGCUCCAUACACCCUCAACCUGCACAAAUGGUACUCCAAUCCAGACUACAACCUGUUCACUCCAUAUAUGAAGCACAGGACUCACUUCCCUAAGCAGCCUUUCUACAUCCUGCACCCGAAAUACAUCUGGCAGUUAUGGGACGUGAUUCAGGCUAACAAUCUGGAGAACAUCCAGCCCAACCCGCCCUCCUCAGGGUUCAUAGGCAUCCUGAUGAUGAUGUCCUUAUGUGAAGAGGUUCAUGUGUACGAGUACAUUCCUUCACUGCGACAGACGGACCUGUGCCACUACCACGAGCGUUACUACGACGCCGCAUGCACUCUGGGUGCGUACCAUCCCCUGCUCUACGAGAAGAUGCUCAUCCAGCGCAUGAACGUCGGGUCCGAGGACGACCUCAAACGAAAAGGCAAGGUCACACUCCCCGGAUUCAAGAACGUCCACUGUGAGCCCUGAACAGAAAGAUGCAAUAACGGCAGAAGAGAUCUGCAGACGACACAGGACCGCACCGAGACUGUUGAGAAAGGACCUUGUUAGAUACGAAACAAACCUUCUGCUGUAGUUCAUACAAAAAAAAAUGCUUUUCCUGAGCCUAAGCUUAGAAAAGAUGAUCAGAACAGCAAUAGAUAUGUCAUGAGAAAAGCUUUUUAGGUCUGUGGAUGUUCAUGGUGUUAAAAGCCAUCAGAAAACAGUGUUUGGUUUUUAAUUUAAUUUAAUUAUUUUUAACGGAACUCUGUUUUUCACAGGGUUGAAAGUAUUAGCAGUCGUAAACACUGAAAGCUACACUGUUGGGGUGGAAAAAAAAUUCACACAAAUACAUUUUAGCACAAAGGCUAGAUUUAUUCUCUGACUGAAGAUGAGCUUUAUUAAUCUGUUCACAGAUUUGUUUUCCACAUACUGACAGAUUUGAAAGCUUCUCGCCAUAAUGCUAUGAUUGUUUUUGUAAAUUAGGUGUCGUUUUCUGCUGUAAUAUACCUAGUGCCACAUUCACAAGCCUCUUUGAGAAUAUUUUGCUCUUCCAGAACGUCUCGCUGAACUGUGGCAAAUGAAUCAAUAGUGUUUUCCUACUGUCUAAAUGUUCUUUUAAAACGGAGUACUUUAAUGUACUUGAUUUUAAAAUCAGCUUAAAGGAGAUUUUGAAUGUGACCAUGGUUAAUUUAACUCUCGUUUUAUACUUUGAAAAACCAGUCUAGACAGGUGGUUUACAGAAAAUGGUUAUUAUUGCUUGUACUAUGGACUCAAUGCAGCACUGUAAAUCUUAUUUGGGACUUUAAGGCUGCUGGCAAUAUAACAAGUGCAGUGGGGAUAUUAUUUGUUAAUUAUAAACUUUAAGGUUUUUAAUAUCUUGUAGCCCCUAAAAUCAAGAAGUCUCCAGCUGGAGUCGUCUUUAAAAGCGAAUGAAUUGUCGUCUUCUCUUAAAUGUACAGUUAAUGCGAUUUCACUUUGUGGUUUGACUUUUCUACAGGAGAGAAAACUUGAAGGUUUAUUUACUCAUGUGCAUUGUUUCAAUGUGUGCCAUUUUAAUUGAGAUCGAACACUUUCACAAGCUGAUUUUUCUGGAGAUCUGGUGAGGGGAGCUAGUGUCCAUUUUAAUCUCUGUUGUAUAUUGUAGACGUAAAACUAGUAAUUGAUGAUUUCACUCAGGAGCUCACGAUACUCUCUCACCAGGGUGAAAUAUUUCAUUUUCCUUCUAGUCCUAUGAUAGGCUGAGAUGUGUAAAGCUAAUAUUUGACCUUUACUUUGUCCUGUUUCCCCAUGUUGGGGGAUUGUAGAUGUUGAGAAACGAAAAGUGUGACUUUUUUGAACUCUUUUUAUGUGGAAUGCGAAAUUAGGUUUUGGAUGUAAAUACUUUCUCACUGGUUUAGAGCAGCUGAACCUGCAGUGUGUCGUCGAUGUUGGGCUGGCCGUGGUUGUCGCGCUUGUGUGACCAAUCACAGUCCAUCGCACUUGCCUCCAAUCUGUGACAGUCAGAUAAUUAAAUAGGGGUUUUCUGUUGUUG
Messenger RNA from Carassius auratus (goldfish), 3475 nucleotides. RefSeq names its product ST6 beta-galactosamide alpha-2,6-sialyltranferase 2a (gene st6gal2a). Gene Ontology annotation, molecular function: beta-galactoside alpha-2,6-sialyltransferase activity. Lineage: Eukaryota; Metazoa; Chordata; Actinopteri; Cypriniformes; Cyprinidae. The coding region runs from base 385 to 1932 and encodes 515 amino acids. The record is from RefSeq and is a predicted model, not a curated record. Gene Ontology annotation, biological process: sialylation. Gene Ontology annotation, cellular component: Golgi apparatus. The transcript has 8 exons.